AUGGCGCAGAUCCUAACCGCUACGGGCAGCACCUUUGCAAAAAAAUAUGUUGACAAUUUUAGCAAAAGGUUUGAGCCUGAGGAUCCGUACUAUGAGACGUACGAACAUAAUGGCAAACAAAAGCGCCGCAAGCGUCCCCUACCGCAAGGACUUACGCGCAAGGAGGAAAAGAUUUUGCGCAAGGUUCUGCGUCGUGCACACUAUCUUGACAAGGGGUUUAACAUCUGUGGUAUGCGAUUCGGAUGGACGUUUCUUAUCGGCCUGAUUCCGCUUGCGGGGGACCUGGUGGAUGCGCUGCUUAAUUACAACCUGAUUAUAAAAAAGUGCAAACAAGUUGACAAGUACGUCAUGCUGGCGAAUAAUAGUGUCUCUAUUGGUCUUGGUCUCGUGCCCAUUGUUGGCGAUAUCGAUAUGCGCGAACGUGCCGCAGAAAAUUUGCGCAACCAAGCCUCCGGCACGAAUGCUGGUACGCCGGCCGUGCCGCCAAGGCCUGCAGGUGGCAAAUCGAGCUUGAUGCAGCCCAUGUCGUAUUAA
Messenger RNA from Malassezia vespertilionis, 534 nucleotides. RefSeq lists its product as uncharacterized. The record is from RefSeq and is a predicted model, not a curated record. The coding region runs from base 1 to 534 and encodes 177 amino acids. NCBI's taxonomy places the organism in Eukaryota, Fungi, Basidiomycota, Malasseziomycetes, Malasseziales, Malasseziaceae. The transcript has 5 exons.